Amphibalanus amphitrite is the source of this 2231-nucleotide messenger RNA. RefSeq lists its product as uncharacterized. NCBI's taxonomy places the organism in Eukaryota, Metazoa, Arthropoda, Thecostraca, Balanomorpha, Balanidae. The record is from RefSeq and is a predicted model, not a curated record. The transcript has 3 exons. The coding region runs from base 535 to 852 and encodes 105 amino acids.
GCAUGUGCGAGGUCGCCGCACGUUGAAGACCAUUCAUUGUAAUCAGUGAACACUUGAGACAGCGCACGUUUGGCGUGGCCAGUGGCCACCGAUCGUCACCCGGCCGGCCCCCAUCCUCCACCUCCCCAUCCUCUCCCUCCGUCACCUCCGGAGCCCCCCCCCCCCCCUCUCUAUACCACCCGCCGCACGCGCCGGAAUCACCACGUGGCCCUCACCCGCCGCUGCCCACCGCUCCUCGAAACAUGAGCCCUGUCUCACGCAACACCCCCCCCCCCCACCCCCUCCCCCGGGCGCGCGACCCGGCCAGGUCACACCGGCGCCCAUUCAUCGGUGUGCGGCCGCCUCCUCCCACAUGUCCUCCGAUGACGUCACGGCGGUGUGGGCGUGUCCUGUCGGCCUGAAGACGGCCGCGCCGGACAGCGCCAGGUCAGUUGGCCAGUCGAGCGGAGUGAGAGAACAGCAGCUCGUGGCGCCGGAAGCCAGCCGCCGGUCACCCUCAGUGGCCCAGACAUCCGUCUGAACACACUACACAACAUGACUGACAGACAGUGUAUCGCGCAGCUUCUCCUGCUGGCCGCUAUCGUACUGAUGGCGCUAGUGUCGAGUUGUCACUCGUACCCCAGCGCACAUCCGUUCCGAAACGAGAACUUCAUGCGCCGGAGAUCACUGCAAGACUGCGAACGAUCGGCCCGCCUACGAAUGACGUGCGAACGGUGCGCCAAAGAGAGUCGCUCCGACGACGCCUUCAUCAUGUGCUGCAGCGACACGGACGGCAUCCGGGAAUGGUGCGAAAAGUUCCUGGCGUUCGGCAGCGACGACUCAUUCAUAACUUCAAAGCGGUUCGCCGUCUGAAAGGAUCCACCACCCGGCGCCGCGACCUCAUCGGCCUUUCAGAGGCGCGACUAACUUCGUACCGAUCUCGUCCAGACUCCCUCGGGUGCUGCCAAGUCCGGCCGGCAGCGGGAGAAGCCCCGAAGACGUCAGCUCCCUUCACGACAGCGCACAUGCAUCCGGGACGUGUUUAUUUUCCUUUGUUGAGCGGCCGCGUGGCCGGGCGGUCGGUGCGUGUGCGCGUGCUACCGCCAGAGCCACGCCGCGGGGUCCAAAGGUCUUCAGGGAGUGUCAACGAGUCGCUGGGGUGCCUAGCGACCGCUCCCCGCGGACAUCUGGAACGCCCACGCACGGCGGCCUGCCCCGGCCACCGCGCUGCCUCCUGUGCUGUGUUACUGGGCGGGUGUGACACCGAAAACGGCGCACCCGGGUGCGCCGUUACUGUCACAUCCUUCCCAUUGACGUCACUCGUUUGACAGGGCCAUCUGUGGCACCGCAAACGGACACUCUUGUUUGGUUGGUUGGCGGGUACGGGCCAUGAUCCUCCUGGCUUUUUCAAAGCGGCUGCCUGUUUUCUUUGUGCGGUCCAAGCCUGCUGUGACGGCCGGACGUGUCGAGGCGCACUUUGGUCCACUUUUGCGCGGCAUGCGUGGCCGGCGGAGGGGCGGGUCGGGCCCUCUCUCGUGUCUUGUGUCUCGGGGAGGAGGCCGGUGUUCGGGUCGCUCGCCUGUUCGGUCGCGAUGCGCCGAGACGACCGCACGAUCUCAUUAGGACAAUGGUGUCAGGGCAGCUAGAGCGUCGCUCGGUCUCGGUGUCUCAUCGCGACCUCUUCGACAGCGAAAGACAGUAACUGAACUCGAACCACCUAUCGGGCCUUAUCGCAACUGGGGCAUAUCGAACGUGGUGGGCAUCGAGCUCAUACAGCAUCUCUGAGCGGGUCUCUAUCUCUUUGUGUCUUCACGUGCGCGAACUCUUCUCAUUUGUGUUCCUCUCAGCGUCUACUGUACCGAAAGCGUGAUCACACGAUCGCGCUCGAUCUUACUCCGGCGACUCCCGGCGUCGCUCAAACCAUCGAUCCGUUGGCACGUGAGAGCAGUUCUUCCAGACACCUAUCACCAUGAGCGCGUUCUGACCCUGCGUGUCGGUCUCGUAAGGGCCGAGCCGGAGCGUGUCCCGAGGCAGCGGCGACAAUGACUGUACGAUCUCUGCAUGCACUGUCCAAGUGUUCAGCGUCGGCGUUUGUGUGUCUGUGUGCGCGUCUGGGUGUGUGAGUUCCUAGUGCUGGUAUAACUGUACAUUAUAGACGCCUAUUUAUUAUGCUAUUUAAGGAAUGUCUGUUUCUAUGCUGCUUGCUGGUGACACAAACCAGCUGUUUCAAAUACAUAUUCAGCCAUUUUAUA